Molecule: messenger RNA, 1218 nt
Organism: Schistocerca piceifrons (Central American locust)
Lineage: Eukaryota; Metazoa; Arthropoda; Insecta; Orthoptera; Acrididae
Product: lipase 3-like
Exons: 8
Coding region: 1-1218 (405 amino acids)
Biological process (GO): lipid metabolic process
Molecular function (GO): hydrolase activity, acting on ester bonds
Source: RefSeq, a predicted model, not a curated record
AUGGCCGGCGGAGCUCUUCCUCAGGCGCUGGUGCUGCUGCUGGUGGUGAUCGGCGCAACCACGGCGGCACCCGCUCCGGGUGUACCUGUCGCCCACAACGAGGACGAAGACUUGGACACAGCGCAGCUCCUGAGGAAGUACGGCUACCCGGUGGAAGAGCACUUCGUGACGACGGGGGACGGCUACAUCCUGCGCAUGUUCCGCGUGCCGUCCAGCCCCAAGGCGAGUGGAGGCUCCAGCUUCCCCAUCCUCGUGAUGCACGGACUGCUCGCCAGCUCCGCAGACUGGGUCAUCAUGGGUCCUGGCAAGGGCUUCGCGUAUGUACUGGCUGAUGCUGGCUUCGACGUGUGGAUGGGAAAUUCACGGGGAAACGUCUACUCCAGGAACCACACGACCAUUAACCCCGACGACGACAGCUUCUGGCAGUUCAGCUGGCACGAGAUGGGCGACUACGAUCUGCCAGCGAUGAUCGACUACGUCCUCGCUGAGACGGGCCAGUCAGACAUAUUCUACGCCGGCCACUCGCAAGGCACCACCUCCUUCUACGUGAUGGCCUCCCUGCAUCCAGAAUACAACGACAAGAUCCGCGUCAUGUUCAGUCUGGCGCCAGUGGCCUACAUGAACCACAUGACGAGUCCGUUGCUGCAGUUCAUAUCGCUGUUUGUCGACCAACUGGAGUUUCUCGCCGGCUUAAUAGGCAUGAACGAGUUUCUGCCGAACAGUGAGCUGAUGCAGCUGGUGGGAGAUAUAAUGUGCCAAGAUGGAGCCUUCACGCAGGACAUAUGCAGCAACGUAAUUUUCCUUCUUGGAGGCUACAAUGAGGCUGAGUUGAACACGACCAUGCUGCCAGUGAUCAUGGCCCAUACUCCAGCGGGAUCUUCAAGCAAGCAGCUCAUCCACUACGGACAGGAGAUACGGAGUGGACACUUCCGCCAGUACGAUCAUGGCAUGAUCGGCAAUACGCUAGAGUACGGCAGCAUUUCACCUCCGGACUACGAUCUGAGCAAGGUCACCGCCAAGGUGGUGCUGCACUAUAGUAACAACGAUUGGUGCGCCGGUGUCAAGGACGUGGACAGACUGUACGAGGAGCUGCCCAAUUGUAUAGGCCGCUUCCUCGUGGCCGAGGACUCAUUCAGCCACCUGGACUUCAUGUGGGCGAUUCACGCCAAGGAGCUCGUCUACGACAAGGUCGUCUCACUCAUGAACCAGUAUCUGUGA